Molecule: messenger RNA, 2105 nt
Organism: Salvia splendens (bonfire salvia)
Lineage: Eukaryota; Viridiplantae; Streptophyta; Magnoliopsida; Lamiales; Lamiaceae
Product: membrane-bound transcription factor site-2 protease homolog
Exons: 11
Coding region: 172-1752 (526 amino acids)
Biological process (GO): regulation of response to endoplasmic reticulum stress; membrane protein intracellular domain proteolysis
Cellular component (GO): membrane; cytoplasm
Molecular function (GO): metalloendopeptidase activity
Source: RefSeq, a predicted model, not a curated record
AUAACUGAAACCAGCUCAAAACGACGUCACUUGAUCCUUCUUCCCCACUCUCCCCUUUCACUGUGACACAAACAACCGGAAAAAUCGCCGGCGAAUUGAAGCUCACUCUUCGAAACGAAGCUAUACAAUUCACUCACAUAAGAAUUGCAGCAAUAGACUCCGCCGCGGAUAAUGGAUGGUAGGCGAGGAGGAAGAAGGCGUGGCGAUCAGGCACUUCUGCCUUUGCGCCGCCCUGCUAGGCAUUUCGCUCAUACCGUUUCUUGCUGGUAUUGUGAUUUCAAGUGCAUCGCAUUCAAUGAGCUGUUGUUUCGUUUGGGUCGCAGGCACGAUAGGAUCUUGAGGAUUUGGUUUUCCAUUGGGAUUGGGUUUAGCUUGGCUGCCCUCAUUGGAGCUACAGUAAUUAUUCUCUGUGAAAUGGCAAAAGCAACUGUUACAUAUGCUGGAAUAGCACGGUCUCGCGACUCCUCAUUCAGCCUUUCUUUUUUGACUGCUGGCAUGCACAUGUCACCUUCCAGUAUGGGCUUCGUGUGCUUAUCUUCUUUCUUGUGCGUACUGGUGCAUGAGUUUGGCCAUGCUCUUGCAGCCGCAAGUGAAGGUGUGCGGAUGGAGUAUAUUGCAAUCUUCUGUGCUCUUGUAUUUCCGGGAGCUUUGGUGGCUUUUAAUGACUCAUCAUUGCAGCUAUUACCUGGACUGGCUUCUCUCCGAAUAUAUUGUGCUGGUAUUUGGCACAAUGCGGCAUUUUGUGGAGUUUGCACAUUGGCUUUGUUCCUUCUUCCCUUCAUCUUAAGUCCACUCUACAUCCACGGUGAAAGCCCCAUGGUAUUGGAUGUGCAUUCUACGUCACCAUUGUCGGGUUAUCUUUCACCAUACGAUGUUAUACAUUCUUUAGAUGAGUUUCGUGUUUAUACUGCUGAUGAAUGGAAGCAGAAACUUACUGGUUUGACUGAGCAGACUCCCCCACUUUCGUUUGGUCAAUCUACUGGAAUGGGAAACUUGCAAAAGAGUUAUUGUGUUCCACAUUCCUUGAUUGAAAAGAGCAUUCAAGUUCCAUUCACAAGGUAUGAAACAUAUUGUCCAAAUGAACUUUUUGCCUUUGCACCAAUAACCUGUCCCGAUAUGAGCGAAUAUGGCGAUGGUGGCAACAAAACCAAUAAUCAGGAAAGUGUAGAAACAAUUCAUUGUUUGAAUGCUAAGGACGUUAUCAAGCUUAGGAAAUGUGCGCAUGAUCCCAUGCAAGCUUGGAGUAAUAAAAGCGGAUGCCUUUGCUCAGAGGAUGAAUCGUGCUUGAUGCCAGUGCAACUGCCAGGUUUAGGAUGGGUGGAGAUUACAUAUUCUAGAUUGGAAUGCCUCAACCACGGAAGAAGUUUAGUUUCGGAAAACCAGCAAGCCAAUAGUGGAGAGAAAGGCUGCCUCCAGACUUUUGUCUUUGUUGGUGAUCUCGCCGCAAUGGCACAUUCAGUUCAUUUGAUGUCAUAUCAGCCUCGAUUGUCAAUUUAUUUCCUCGCAUACCUUCCAGAUCUGUUGGAGAGAUUUCUGACGUGUUCCUUCCAUGUCUCUAUGGUUCUUGCUCUACUGAACAGCCUACCGGUGUUCUUUCUCGAUGGCGAAUCCAUUCUAGAGGCCACUUUGCUGCACUACUUUGGCUUUCUGAGCUCCAGGAUGAGGCAAUCAGUUCUGCGAUGUUGCCUUUAUGUAGGGACCGCGAUUUGCGCCUUUUUAAUCAUGCGAACAAUCUUCGUCUCAGUCAGCUAGACUGGUUUGCUGGUGCAGCAACAUGUUUGCAUUGAUUUACCAGAGAAAUUGCAGAUAGAAGCAACCCAAGCUGAUUCGUACCAGAAAACGAAAGCGGAGGAGAUGGAGGAAGACGAAAGACUAGCCAUUGGGAAGAAGAUCCAAAGCUAAAACUGCUUUUGCAGAGUUUACCAGUUUUGUUUGUUGAGACUUGAUACAUAUCAAGAGUAGCUGCAGAUCAAAUAGUUGUAUGUUUCAUUUUCUCAAUACAAAUUUGGAAAUUUACUCUCUCUAACACUUCCCAAAAUAUGUAAAUACAAACUUUACUUGGCCUAGUGGUUAAUACCCGUGGCUAAAGGUUUCGAGUUCGAAUC